Messenger RNA from Helianthus annuus (common sunflower), 2661 nucleotides. RefSeq names its product receptor-like protein kinase THESEUS 1. The transcript has a single exon. Lineage: Eukaryota; Viridiplantae; Streptophyta; Magnoliopsida; Asterales; Asteraceae. Gene Ontology annotation, biological process: protein phosphorylation. Gene Ontology annotation, molecular function: ATP binding; protein kinase activity. The record is from RefSeq and is a predicted model, not a curated record. Bases 401 to 2437 code for a protein of 678 amino acids.
CUUCACUUCACAACCAUGAAUUAUGCAAAUUUAGUUGUGGGUUCCACCCUUACACCCCUUUCUUUCAUUUCUUGUGUAAUUUGUCAUCAACCAGCCUGCUGUGCAGAUUUUCACUUCAAGUUUCAAAAAGCUUUAGCUUUCUUUCAUGCUGUUUGUUCAUCAUCUUCUGUCUUCAUUCCAAAUGAGGUAAGAAUUACUUAUAAACCAACCUAUUUCCAUUGCUCAGUCCAAAGCCCUAGUCACCACAAUCUUAUCUUGCUUCAGACAUUGCUUCUUUCUUGAUUCAUCACUAGUUUUGGGGGAUUUUAAGGUUGUGAAUGUCCAAGAAAAUGAGUUUCUUGAAGUGGGUUGCUUGAAAUCUUUAACCUUUAACUUCAAGAAAUUUGGGGAUUGGUAGGUUAUGAUGUCCAAGAAUAUGUGUUUCUUGAAGUGGGUAUCUUUAGUUCUUGCAUUUACUAUAUGUAUCUAUAUCCAUCCAUCAUCAUCUCAUUCAUUCAGUCCUAUUGAUAGCUACUUACUUGCUUGUGGUUCUACCCAAAAUGUCACGUAUCUUGGUCAAACCUAUGUUCCGGAUUCCUCCCAAUCAUCAAUGGUUUCUUUAACCAACCAAGAAGCUUCAAAUGUAGUCGAUUCCAAUUCCACUGUCCCGUUACCUGUUCACCGAUCGGCACGAGUGUUCACCGCAACAACCUCGUACAAGUUCAAAAUCAAGAAACAGGGCCGCCAUUGGAUCCGCCUCUACUUUUACCCCAUCCCGGGCCACAACCUUACAUCGGCUUCUUCGUUAACUGUAGUAACCGAAAACUUUGUCCUCUUAAGCAACUACACCUUUAAAUCCUACAAUGGUUCGAACCACCUGUUUAAAGAAUACUCGAUAAAUGUUACUUCGGGUUCGUUGCUUUUGAAUUUUAUCCCUUCAAACAACUCGGUUGCAUUCGUCAAUGCGAUUGAAGUCGUAUCUGUACCCGACUAUUUGAUCCCGAAUGAAGCCACAUCUGUAUUCCCGAUUACCACAAUUAACGGGCUUUCGAAUCAAGCAUUCGAAACUAUGUACCGUUUGAAUAUGGGCGGCCCGAGACUCACCCCGCAAAACGAUACAUUGGGAAGAACUUGGGAAAAUGAUAAAAAGUAUCUUCAUGUGAACGGGUCAGCUGCAAGUGUCUCGGUCAUCCCGUCAAUUAUAAAGUAUACCGAAAGUGUCACACCCGAAAUUGCACCGAAUUGGGUGUACGCAACUGCUCAAACAAUGGGAGAUGCUAAUGUUGCUAAUUUGGACUUCAAUAUCACUUGGGUUCUUCCGGUUGAUCCCGAUUUCACUUACUUUGUUCGUGCGCAUUUUUGCGAUAUCGUGAGCACGUCUCUAAAUUCCGAGAAUGCGUAUCCCGAUCUUGAUUUAUCGACGUUAACCGGUAACCUCAAUGUGCCUGUUUACAAAGAUUUUGUCUGCAAUUCAUCCAAUUAUUUAAGCACUUUGACUGUAAGAAUCGGUCCGGAUAGUGUUGCGGAUUAUCAAAACGCGGUUUUGAACGGUCUCGAAAUCUUGAAAAUUAGCAACGAGGCUCGAAGCUUAGACGGGCUUACUUCCGUGGAGAAUUUUAUUUUGUUUCCGUCGAAGAAAACUACAAAACCCGCUUUGGUUAUCGGAUGUGUUUUAGCCGGUUUGGUUGCGAUAGUCGGUUUACUUUUGUGUUAUUGUUUCUUGGUGCCGAAAAGAUCGAAAACCGGUAAUCAAAAACCGUCAUGGUUACCACUUCCGUUACAUGGAAACUCACUCACUAUGACGAAAGUCUCAACCGUUUCUCAAAAAAGCGGAACCGCAAGCUGCAUCUCGUUAGUGUCGUGUAACCUUGGUAGAACCUUUACAUUUCAAGAAAUCAUGGAAGCAACGAACCGAUUUGAUGAGAAUCUGCUUCUUGGAGUUGGCGGUUUCGGGCGGGUGUAUAAAGGAACAAGGGAAGACGGGACCCACGUAGCGGUGAAACGAGGAAACCCGAGAUCCGAACAAGGGCUUGCGGAGUUCAGGACCGAGAUCGAAAUGCUAUCGAAGCUUCGGCACCGGCAUUUGGUGUCACUUAUCGGGUAUUGUGAUGAACGGUCGGAAAUGAUUCUUGUUUAUGAGUACAUGGCUAACGGACCGUUACGAAGUCAUCUUUACGGAACCGAUCUACCGCCGUUAUCGUGGAAGCAACGGCUCGAGAUCUGUAUCGGUGCGGCUAGAGGUCUACAUUAUAUUCACACGGGUGCAACGCAGAAGACAAUCCACCGCGAUGUCAAAACAACCAACAUAUUAUUAGAUGAAAACUUCGUAGCAAAAGUCGCGGACUUCGGGCUCUCGAAAGCGGGCCCGGCUCUCGACCAAACCCAUGUCAGCACCGCUGUGAAGGGUAGUUUCGGGUAUCUCGAAACUAGUGAAUGCAGUAUUGGUGCUACUCGUUGACCACUAAUGAAACUAAUGGAUUGCGGUAUUGGUGCUCCUCCUUGGCCACGAUGGUGGUGUUUGUGGUUUUGGUGCCCGAUACACCACCAUGGUGAAAACGCUAGUAGUGAAGUCAUGAAUGUUUUAACCUCUUCACUCCUUGAAUUUAGGUCAAACAAUGCAAAUAGGAUCACCAAAUUGGUUUGCAACCACUAUAUAAAAAAGAACCCAUGCUUAAAUCUUAA